UUAUAUCACUUAUGAGUUGAGCAUUGGUGAGUGACGAUGCAGCGUUUCGAGAGGAGGCUGAAAUUUUUUGUUUUAGCUUUACUUCUUCUUCCAGCGACUUACUUUGGUGUUGGAUAUUUGAAGUGCAAAAGUCCUUUAGAUUACGACAUAUAUGUCAGUGGCGCAGACGUUAGUGGUGACUAUUUUACUGAAGAGGAGGACAUUAACGAAUUCAAGGUCACGGAUGCAUUAGAAACCUUGGAAGCACGCAGUUCAUCUCGAAAAGCUAUUUUCUUCAUCGAAACGUCGAGAAGAGGGACAAUAAAUCCUCGUCAGAUGUGUGCCAUCGAGUCGGCGGCCAAAAACAACCCUUUCUCGGACGUCUAUCUUCUUCUGCUUGACCCACCAGUCAACUCCAGUUUAAUGAAUAACGAACAAUUGAAGUUUGUUGUCCGCUUCUAUAAGAAUUUGAAAAUAGUGCAGACUACUUCGGAAAGUUACUUCGCUGGAACAGCACUGCAAACAUUGGGGAGAAAUGGCAAAAUUGGCCAGAGCAAUUACCCAGUAGAGCACAUGAGUGAUGUUAUGAGAAUAUUGACAAUUCUGAGAUUUGGAGGCAUUUAUUUCGACCUGGACGUGAUGAUCCUACGCUCUCUAGAGACUUUGGCAGAAAAUUGGGUUUCAUUUGAGACAGAAGACGCAUGCUCAAGUUCUGCAUUUGGUUUCCAAAAGGGACAAAAAUUGGCUCAAAAAAUGGCUGUCGAGCUGAAUAGGAACUUUGAUGGGGAUGAGUGGGGUAACAAUGGACCAGGACUAUUUACUCGCAUGUUGAAGCGCGAAUGUGAGAUCUCAGCUAAAAGUAAAACAAGUGAAAAGUGUCCAGAUAUUACUGUGCUACCGCCGUCAGUUUUUCAUUCAAUCGAAUAUCUCAGUUGGCAACUUUUUUUCGAUAGAACUGCGCUCAGUCAGGUAUAUAGCAAGGUCAAAGACAGUCUAGGCGUGCAUUUGUGGAAUCACUUCAGCCACGAGGGUGUUGUAAUUAUAGGAUCAAACCAACCGUACGGCUACUUUGCCCAAAAACAUUGUCCCAGGGCAUAUUGGAGUUGCAACCAGAUCUUUUAAAAUAAAUAUUCUGUUCAUUAAUACAAUUAAGAAAAAUUCUUUGGACCUCAAUUGCAAGACUUUAGUACAAAAAAGGUAAAAAACCAUAUCUAGCAUAAUUGUUUUUAAUAAUUAUUGUUUUUUGUAUGUAUUUUUUUUAUUGCAAAUUUUGUUUUCCUGUAUCUUUUCCCCUCAAUUAUAUUGAUUUGUAUUUAUGAAUGUCUCUUUUUAGGAAAUUUCCUUUAUGUGAUACAUCAGUAUUAAAAUAA
Neocloeon triangulifer is the source of this 1349-nucleotide messenger RNA. Its product is annotated as lactosylceramide 4-alpha-galactosyltransferase-like. The record is from RefSeq and is a predicted model, not a curated record. Gene Ontology annotation, biological process: glycosphingolipid biosynthetic process. Bases 37 to 1101 code for a protein of 354 amino acids. NCBI's taxonomy places the organism in Eukaryota, Metazoa, Arthropoda, Insecta, Ephemeroptera, Baetidae. The transcript is spliced from 3 exons. Gene Ontology annotation, molecular function: hexosyltransferase activity.